GGCAGCCCCCCGUUGCCGCCGCCCAGCCUGCUGGAUGGCUUCCCCGACCCGAGUCGCGUGGAGACAAGGAAGAAGGAGUACCUCAAAGCGCUGCAGGAGCAGGUUCGGCAGCGUGUGGAGACACUCACGCAGAAGCACCAGGCGAACCUAGAGUACUUGCGCGCCAAGAACGACCAGUGCAAGAGGCAAGCCCAGGCCACCAUAGACCAGGAGCUUGUAAAGCAGGAGAUGGAAAUUGACCGGCGUCAUGAUGAGCAGCUGUUAGCCUUGCAGCAGGCAGCGAUGCGCCGGAAAUUCAACAUCACCAAAGAGGCUGGAGAACUUACAUUGCAGUACCAGACCAAGGAGACACAGGAAAGGAUGCAAAUGCUGGAUUAUGAGCUACAUCGCAAGUACUUCGAUGCUCAAAGUGGAGGACUGGACUGGACGCAGCAGCAGAUCGCUGCAGUGUCCCCCGGAGCUCUGGGAGCCUUGCCUGCGCCGCCUGACGCGAGAGCGUCGAGUGCCGCGAGCGCUGCGAGCGCCGCGGGCACGCUCUUCGUGGCAGUCCAGGCUGCCUACAAUCUCACCAACAAGGACACCGGGCUGCUGGGCGACGUCUCAGAUCCCUACGUGAUGCUGCGAUUGGGAACUCAGGAAUUGAGCACUCCAGUCAUCAACAAUAACCUGAAUCCUGUCUGGGAGGCAGACAACAGGUUCACCUUGGCGGUGACAAAGGAGGACAAGCUUUUGGAGCUGGAAGUGAAGAACUCGAACGUGCUUCGAGAUGACAGCCUAGGCAGAACGACCCUGGACUUCCGAUCCCUUGCACCCGGCGCCUGGCACACGCGCCGAGAGCUCCUACAAGAUGGAGACUUGGGCGAGCUCGAGUAUGCCGUACACUUCAAGCCAAAGCCUUGA
Effrenium voratum is the source of this 900-nucleotide messenger RNA. The record is from the annotation of a GenBank genome assembly. Lineage: Eukaryota; Dinophyceae; Suessiales; Symbiodiniaceae.